AUGGAGUUCGCGGUGGGCGAAGAAGAAUGGCAGUACCGCACCAACGUAUACGUCGUCCUGAACAAGCCCGCAGGGUACGAGUGCUCCAACAAGCCAUCUGCGCACGCCUCCAUCUUCGAGUUGUUCCCCGAGCAGUUCCAGGUCAGGGGGGUUCAGAGCGUCGGGAGGCUGGAUCAGGUGGGCUGGAGGAAGCAGCUUCAGCAGGAGGGACUGAGAGCCGCACAGGACACGACAGGGAUGCUACUGCUGUCCGACGACGCGGUGACACCAGAGCUCGUCGACUCGCUGUCAGCUGGCGUCGAGCUGAAGGACGAGCCGGGGACUAUCGUGACACCGACAGCUGUCAAACAGCUGGAGGAGACAUUGGUAGAGCUGUCGCUGACUGAGGGCAAGUACCACCAGGUCAAGCGCAUGAUUGCUGCGUGCGGUAACAGAGUGGAGAAACUACACCGAGCUUCCAUCGCGGGGAUGGAGCUGCCGGCAGGGCUAGAGGAGGGCGGCUGGAAAUACUUGACGGAGGAAGAAGUCAAGCAGCUGCUGUCAGGCCAUCUUCAAGCUUCAAUCAAAUAA
This is a messenger RNA of Guillardia theta CCMP2712, 570 nucleotides long. RefSeq lists its product as hypothetical. The record is from RefSeq and is a predicted model, not a curated record. Gene Ontology annotation, biological process: pseudouridine synthesis. Gene Ontology annotation, molecular function: RNA binding; pseudouridine synthase activity. Lineage: Eukaryota; Cryptophyceae; Pyrenomonadales; Geminigeraceae. Bases 1 to 570 code for a protein of 189 amino acids. The transcript is spliced from 8 exons.